Molecule: messenger RNA, 3279 nt
Organism: Oikopleura dioica
Lineage: Eukaryota; Metazoa; Chordata; Appendicularia; Copelata; Oikopleuridae
Source: the annotation of a GenBank genome assembly
AUGAGUCUAUGCUCGGACGGAUCGACAGAUGAGAGCGAGAGUUCAGAGGAGGAGGAAUUGAUUACUUGGCGUUAUCAGAAGUCGACUAAACAUGGCGCAAACGUGUGUUUCAGGCCUGAAGUGGUCGUCGAGCAACCGAAUAAGCAACGGAAGCAGAUUGGGGUGCAGAACAAUCUCACCUUCAAAUUCGUGAGAUCCAGUACCAGUCUCAUUCGAAAUAUUCUCACGGCAUAUGGUUUCAAAGAAGCGCGGGAAACAUCCAACGAUUACAACAUCAUGUGGCUCAACUCGCACGUGAAGCCAUACUCGUUAAGAAAUCUGAUGGAUUUCCAGCGCGUCAAUCAUUUUCCACGGAGUUAUGAGCUAACGCGCAAGAAUUUACUCGCAAGGAAUGUUGAAAGAAUGGCUCAAACGAAGAACGCAAAGCUCUUCGACUUCUGCCCGAAAUCAUAUAUGAUGCCGGGACAGUAUCAGGAUUUCUGCCAUGCUGCUGCUCGGGAAAAAGGGCCUUGGAUUGUCAAACCACAGGCGAGUUCCAGGGGUAGAGGAAUUUUCCUCGUGAAUUCGCCUUCUCAAGUCCCACUGGAUGAUAGUACAAUGGUCUGCAGGUACAUUCACAACCCGCUUCUCAUCGAUGGUUUUAAAUUCGAUGUCCGCCUGUACGUCGCUGUAACCUGCUACGACCCUUUGAUUAUUUAUUUAUACGAAGAAGGAAUGGCUCGUUUCGCAACAAUCAAAUACGAAACCUCGCUCAAAUCCAUCAAAAACCAAUGGAUGCACCUUACGAAUUAUUCGAUCAACAAAAAGAACCCCGAGUUUGUUCGCUGCGAUGACGCCGAACAGGAAGACUUUGGGAACAAGUGGACGCUGGGAGCGUUGCUCAGGUACUUGCGUGACGAUGGUGUCGAUACAGCUGCUCUUAUGUCGAGAAUCGAACAAGUCGUCAUCAAGACAAUCAUUUCUGUUGAAGGUCAAAUUGCUGCAGCGUGCAAGACAUUUGUCCCUUAUCGCGGAAAUUGUGCUGAGCUUUACGGUUUUGAUGUUCUGAUCGAUGAUACUCUCAAGCCAUGGAUCCUCGAGGUUAACCUUUCCCCAAGCCUUGCCACAGAUGCUCCUCUCGAUCUCAAACUCAAGUCGAAUGUUAUUGCUGACUUCUUGAAUCUUAUGGGCGUGGAAAGCGUAGACCCGUUAUCUCGCAGAUCUAAAGAUGCGAGACUGACACACGCUUACAACCUCGGAAGAAAUGGGAAGAAUUCAGCAGCUCCUAGUCCGUCGCAAGGACAAUAUGAUACUUCCUCUCUUUCUCCAGACGAUGUUAAACUUCUAAGAUGGGUCCAAGAUCAGCAUGAGCGUCGAGGUGGUUUUCUACGAAUCUUCCCAAGAGCGGAUACUUGGGCAAACUACGGCGCGCUGCUAGAAAACAAAACUCAUACGAACGAACUUCUCGCUUCUCGACUUUUCAAAGAAACCUACAGACCUUAUUCAAGUGUCGUCAGGAAUAAAUUUAAUGAACGAACCGAAUCAAGCAGAUUUAAUCGGUACGAAGAAAGACUUGAACCUCUCGAUAAAAAGAAGAAGAAAAGGAGAAGGAAGAAAAAAUCGAAGACUAAGAAAUCUUCUACUGCGGAAAACUUAAUUGAAAACGAUGAUUAUGAAGACGAAGGCGAUUACGCGGCUCCAAUUGAAACGAUCUCAAUUUCAAGCCAGCAAAGUAUUCCCAAUGUUUCUUCUGGUACUUCGACGAGACGACCUGUUCCUUUACCUAAACCAGAAAAAGAUCAGAAGACUAUUCCGAAGCCGAUGAAGAAGUCUGUUGAAAAUUCAGAUAUCUACAGGUCAAUAAAGGAAGCCCAGAAAAAGAAAAUCGCUGUGUCGAAGAGCCCUGAAAGAGUGGAAGAAGUCAAGAUUAUUUCUGAGCCAAAGGAUACUGCACUUGAUAUCACUUCCCUUGAAGAUCUUCCAGACACAAUCAGUUCGAGCCAAAUGGAAUUAGUGACGAAGAAAAUCUUGGCAGAAGCUGGAAGGCUCUCUCAGAUUGAAGCGAGAGAAGCGUUUGUGACUUAUCUGCGACGCCUUCAGCUUCGUUUUUUGAACGCUGAGAAUACUAAUAUAAAAGAUCAUAACAUCACACAAAUGGACCUCGUUUGUCGUUUCCUCCGGAAAGCGUCCUCGAACCUCCAGAAUCCGAUGGAAAUAAAAAUCCCUACUGCCGAAUCGGGUAUCCCUGUGAUUCAGCGAAAGAGGAUUCUAGGGGAUUUGUUGGUGGAAUUCAUUGCGAGAUAUCAAGGCGACACUGACAUGAUGCUAAAUGAUGAUCCUGUAUUCUCCGAUGUCGUCGAGCGUCCACUAUUUCAAAAGUUCUGUAUGAGCUGCAAAGAAAGUGAGGUAGAAGAAAUUCUCACGAAGUAUACGACAGAGAAUAAAUCUGCAUCUGUUUUCCUUGGUGCUAAAAAGCGUCCGAAAGAAAAGAAGCAUCAGGAAAACAAACAUCCAGAUGCGCAUGAUCCAGUGCAACCAGAGAAACAAGAACAUUCUGGGUCUACUAGCCCUGUUAAAUCUGAGAAAGUGGAAAGCGUGGAGAGCAUAACGGUUCAAGAAAAGCCCACAAGACAACCAUCAGCAUUGGAAAGCCCGUAUAGCGUAAUCCAGCAACAUGGUGCUAGAGGAAGACCGAAUUUUUCAACUGGGCGAGAGAAAUCGAGGGUGCGCAGCGCGAGUCAAGAGCCAAAGCUCUUGAAGCGAGACAACCGCGAAGCCAACCAAAUCCCGUCUACCUCCAACCAGGCUCCUCCGUAUCCAUCAUCAUGUCGCGACGCUGCAUUCAUCUACAGCGGCGGCAAUGCACAGAAACAAAUAAGGCCUUCUAUCGUUCCUCGUGCCGAUUUUACGACGGCUGCUCUCGCCCCUCGGGUGAAUACGGCAUCUCAUUUUUCGUCGGCAACGUCUAGCGAUGCAAUUAAAUUAGCCCUCAAGGGACUAGAUAGGCAUAAUACCCAAGCUGAGCAUAAAACGGUGACAGAGCUUGCCAAGCAGCUGGCACGUGUUAAGCUGAAUCAAAAUGUCAAGAAACGACCCAAUUCCGCCACGACCGUCCAACAUCAACGACACCAGCGCUACUCCAACAAUAGACCAAACUCUACAACUGAUCGAUCAAACAACACAGCUUCCGAUUUGUUCUCGAUUCCGUCCCGCACGAAGCCACGCCCGUACUCGGCAACCAGCUUCAUCCCUCAAGAUGCCCUUAUUCCUAAACCGCCGCCCAAGCCCUGUUGGCGCUGA